Molecule: messenger RNA, 1700 nt
Organism: Pieris napi
Lineage: Eukaryota; Metazoa; Arthropoda; Insecta; Lepidoptera; Pieridae
Gene: ergic53
Product: protein ERGIC-53
Exons: 12
Coding region: 72-1571 (499 amino acids)
Biological process (GO): endoplasmic reticulum to Golgi vesicle-mediated transport; Golgi organization; endoplasmic reticulum organization
Cellular component (GO): Golgi membrane; endoplasmic reticulum-Golgi intermediate compartment; endoplasmic reticulum membrane
Molecular function (GO): D-mannose binding
Source: RefSeq, a predicted model, not a curated record
AUUUGUCUUGACAUAUAGUCUUGACGUGACACAUUCGGUUGUAAGUCCAUGUCGAGCGCUCCGCGGUUAAAAUGAUUUCUUUUAGUAUAAAUUUGUUAUUGUGUUCAAUUUUGUGCAUCUUAGUGAAUACAAGUACACAACAAACAGUACACAGACGUUUCGAAUACAAGUAUUCUUUCAAACCACCGUACUUAGCACAAAAAGAUGGAUCGGUGCCGUUUUGGGAGUAUGGCGGAAAUGCAAUAGCGUCGGGUGAGAGCGUGCGUCUUGCACAAUCACUGCGAAGUCAAAAAGGAGCGAUAUGGACCAAGCAGCCCAUCAACUUUGAUUGGUGGGAAGUGGAUGUUAUGUUCAAGAUCACUGGUCGAGGGCGUAUUGGGGCUGAUGGAUUGGCAUUCUGGUACACGACCCAACGCGGUGAUUACACGGGUGACGUUUUCGGUUCAUCUGACAGGUGGAACGGUUUAGCUGUCAUUUUCGACUCGUUUGACAAUGACAAUAAACACAAUAACCCCUAUAUAAUGGCAGUUUUGAAUGACGGAACGAAAAACUUCGAUCAUAAGAGUGAUGGCUCAACCCAGCUGCUCUCGGGAUGUCUUCGCGACUUCAGAAAUAAACCGUUCCCCACCAGAGCGAGAAUUGAGUACUAUAUGAACACGUUGACUGUCUACUUCCAUAAUGGCCUAACAAACAACGAGGCGGACUACGAGCUCUGUUUCCGAGCGGAAAACGUUCAGUUACCGCGCGGCGGUUUCUUCGGUUUGUCAGCGGCCACCGGUGGAUUGGCGGAUGACCACGAUGUGAUUCACCUGCUGACCAGCUCGCUUCACAGUGCGCAGCAAGGCGGUCAACAGAUAACCAACGAUGAGCAGCAGAAGCUCUCUCAAGAGUACCAGGAAUAUCAGAAGAAGCUGGAACAGCAGAAAGAAGACUAUAGGAAAGAGCACCCCGAUGAGAUGCGAGACAAAGACGAGAUGGAGGAUUGGUUCGAGUCGGACGGUCAGAGGGAGUUGAGGCAGAUCUUCCAGUCCCUGACUCAUAUACAGGAUGUCACCAGGGAGUUGCAUAAGAAAGUUGAUGAGGUGAUCGGCAAGCAGGUGAACUCUCUCUCGAUGUUGUCGGCUGUCUACACUCAGUCGCAGGGACAGCCCGCGCAGGCGCAACCCGGACAGGCCGUGCAGAUGCCCCAAUUCCCAAUUACGCGCCACGACUGGGACGUCUUCACGUCCAACAACCAAUUGAUGAUUCAAACGGUGUCGGAGCUUAAGGCAUUCGUAGUAGAAGUGAAUCGCAAAACCGACACCCUACUGACGACCGGGGGCGGCGGUGGGGGCAACGGGGUCAACCCCCAAUUCCUCAACGAACUCCGGGACAACGUCCAUCAAGUCAAGAAUAGUCUGGCAGGAGUCGCACAAAGAAUGUCAUCUCCGAUGCAAUCGAUAAACUGUCCAUCGGUCACAUGUGUCUCAACGGGAAUGCUGCUUGUGAUCAUAAGUGGACAACUUUUGGUCUUGUUCCUAUAUCAGUGGUACAAGGAAAGGAAAGAAGCUCAAGCGAAGAAGUUCUUCUAAGUAUGUUUUCGAGAUUUGGUUGAAAAAGUUUUGUUUAAAAUUUACAAAUUCAGAGUGAGUCGAGAUGUAAGAUAAUGUAUGCUUUUAUAUUUGUUAGAUGUAAAUGUAUAAAUAAAAUAAUAUUUUUAA